Pelagomonas calceolata is the source of this 2656-nucleotide messenger RNA. Lineage: Eukaryota; Pelagophyceae; Pelagomonadales; Pelagomonadaceae. The record is from the annotation of a GenBank genome assembly.
GAUAUAGCCGUCCGAUCGGCGUUCGUGAGCAGCUCGCAGUAUAUUUUUUGAAGUCGGUCUAGGCUACUGCGAAAGCUGACUGCAUCGAUCUGGGCCAAACCGAGCGGUACUUCACGCCUAGCAACCAACUGGCAGCCGUAGGAUGGCGCAAACACCACCAAACGUCGCGCCGCUUCCUCAAGAACACGCGGAGCCGCUGCGCGCCGCGUCGUUGAAGACGACCAACGUCGUCGCGCGCCUUCGCGGCGAGGCGACGCACGCGCGCGUCAGCGCCGCGCCGGGCGCCCCGAGUCCAGCCAUCGCACGGCUUCGAGCGCGGCCGGAGAGCGCCGCGGAGGUCAUCGAGGCGUCGGCCGACCCGGACGCGGCCGCGCGCGCCGUCGCGUACGUGGCGUUCGCGCCGUGGUCGUGCGACGGCCGGCUCGUGCUGCGCGCGCUCGCGGGCGCCCGGGGCCGGCCGGCGCACGGCCCCCUGCUCGCCGCGCUCGGCGCGCGGAGCGACGCCGCGGCCUGGGCCCGGACGCUCGGCGCGCCGCGGGGGCCGGCGGCGUUCCUGCGGGCGGCCGUCGCCGAGGCAUCCUUAUUGGCGUGCCCGGAGUGGCUCGUGGCCGAGGCCGCGGUGGCCCGCGACCGGCGUUUCUUCGGGGAGCGCGCGCUCGCGCCGGCCUUCGCCGCGGCGGCGCGGCCGGCCGCGGUCGGCGCCGACCUCGGCGCGGCCGCGCCGCCGCGGGCGGCGCCGCUGGCGCUCGCGUGGGCGUCGGCGGACGCCGCCGACCGCUUCGCGCGGAGCCGGCCCGACCGGCGCGCGGCGGCGCGGCGCGUCGCGGCCCUCCAGGGCGACCUGGCCCGGUUCCUCGACGCCUGCCGCGCGUGGCGGGCCCUGGACGCGGGGCGCUUCACGGGCGAGGCGCUCGACGCGCGGCGGCGGGCGCUGGCGGCGCCGCCGGCGCCGCCGGCGCUCGAGGGGCACUGGUGCGCCACGCGCGCGGAGCUGCGGGCCCUGGGCGACGCGGCCGACGACGGGCCGGCCGGCGACCUCGUCGUCGGCGCCGCGGGCGACGAGGGCGCCGCCGAUGCCGCGGACACCGCGGACGCCGAGGCCCAGGCGCGGCGCGUCGCGCACGCCUGGGCCGAGGCGCGGCGGCGCCGCGCGGCGGUGCGCGCCGCGGCCGCGGCCCUCGCGGCGGCGACCACGGCGUCUCGCGGCGGCGCGCCCGCGGCGGCGCUCGCGACCGCGCGGUCUCAAGGCGCGCCCGCGGCGGCGCGGGCCGCGCCGCGCUACGCGCGGCCGACCGAGGCCUGGGCCGCGGCGCCGCGGCGCCGGUCGCUCGGCGACCUGCGGCCCGACGAGCAGCGGCGCUACUUCGAGGACAUGCUGCGGCGGCCGUGGCGCGACGUCGACGCCGGCGCAGCCGCGCCCGCGCCCGCCGCGGCGGCGCCCGCGGCGACGCCGCCGCGGCCGCCCGCGGCCGCCUACGCGACCUUCACGGAGCGCGGCGACGCGACGCCGGCAGACGACGACGACACCGCGGACGAGGAGGACGACGACGCCGGCUUCGACCCGCUCGCCCUCACGCGGAGCUACUCCGAGCGCGCGGGCGGCUACGGCGACGAGAGCGACGGCGAGGCGGACGACGCCGCCCUCGCGUACGUCGAGUUCAGCGGCGGCGAGGACUCCGGCGACAGCGUCGACGCCGCCGCGCCGGCCGCGGCCUUUGACUCCGGGGACGACGCGGACGGCUCCGAGGACGACGCGGGCGCCGCCGGCGACUCGGACGACGGCACCGCGUCGACGGCGAGCGAGGCGGCCCCCCCGCCGGACGAGACGAGCGAAGCCGCGCCGCCGGCCGCCCCGACGCCGGACGGGCCGGCGACGGCCUACGCGGGCGAGCUCUUCACGAAGCACGCCGGCCACUGGUGCCGCGUCGCCGCGCGCCUCGUCGCCGACGUCGACGGAGCGGGCCCGGGCCUCUUGGACGGGGACCGGCCGCUCGUUUUGUUGGACGGGUGCGCCGUUGCCGCGUCGCAGCGCACGGACCUGGGGGCGACGCCGGGCCGCUUCUUCCUGGCGGUCACGGACGCCGGCGGCGCGAGGCGCGAGCUCGCGUGCGCCUCGGUCGUCGAGCGUGACGUCUGGGUGAACGCCAUGCAAAGCGCCCUGGACGCCUGGGCCGUCGCGGCGGCGGCCCGGGCGCCGGCCACGGCCGCGCCCGCCGCGCCGAAGCCCGCCGCGCCGAAGCCCGCCGCGCCGAAGCCCGCCGCGCCGAAGCCCGCCGCGCCGCCCCCGAACCGGCGCCAGUCGAGCCGCGAGGUGCGGGGCCUGGCCCUGCUCGCGCCGCCGGGCGUGCGCGUCCUGAAGCACUGCCGCCACGCGAAGCCCCACGCCUGCUUCGUCAUGGUCGACGUGCACGGCGCGCACCUCGCCUGGACGAAGAAGCGCGCGCAGUCGCAGCAGGGCAGCGUGCCCAUCGCGGAGAUCUCCGACGUGACCGUGGGCCUCGCGACGGCGGUGCUGGCGCGCCACGGCGUGCCCGAGCGCGCGGACCGCUACCUGUCGAUCGUGACGCGAUUCCGCACGCUCGACGUGGAGUGCGAGUCGGUCGCCGUGCGGGACGACCUCGCGGCGGCGGUGGACUUCCUGCGGGACGUGGAGUAG